CGGACCCGUUCAGGAGCAGCCGCCGGAGCCGGAGCGCUGCCGGGGGCGGCCCCGGGCAUGGGGCAACCGGCGCGGUCCCGGGGCUGGCGAUGGAUGGCGUGACAGCGGCCACGAUGCGCUCCGAGGGCGCGGCCCCGAGGCGGGCGGCGCGGUACGGGGCGCUGAGCCUGGUCCUAGCCACGCUACUGGGCCAAGUGACCGAAAGCCGAGGGGUCAUGGAUAAUAUACAGAGAUUCUCUUCAUUGCCGCCGUACCUGCCCGUGAGCUUCCACGUCCUCAGAGCCGAGACUGCAUUCUUCCUAAAGGAGGCCAACCCCGACCCGCUGCGGAAUGCCAGCCUGCAGUCCAGGGUGGAGUCUUUCUUCAUCUACAAGGCCCAGCAGCCCCCGGUAUUAAACGUCAGCUAUGGGCCUUACUCUGCAGAAAAGGUCAUCCCUCUGGACUUGAUGUUGAACCCCAACUUUUUAGGCCCAACCAGUAAGUUUCCCUUUGACUGGAGGCUGAAGGCCUACAUCCUUCAAGAGAAAGUCUACCUGAGCCAUCCCAAAGUACAGGUGCUCUUCCACAUCGUGGGCCGAGACUGGGAUGACCACAGGGACGAGAAACUGCCCUGCCUGCGGGUCUUUGCGUUCAGAGACAGCCGGGAGGUUCGAGGCAGCUGUCGUCUGGGUGGGCCCCUGGGACUGUGCGUGGCCCAGCUGGAGAUGCUGCCUGGCUGGUUCAGUCCCCCAGCGGUUGUAUCUGGGCGCAGGAGGCCAGCAGAGCGGCCAGAGGGGAGUCCGGUGGAACUGUAUUAUGCUGUACAGCCAGGGGACGAGCGUGGUGACUGCACUGGAGGUGACACCAGGAAGGACAAUGCUAUUCGUCCAGGAAAGGAUGGACAGGAGGGCAGGACAUCCCACCUACAGAAGAUUGGCACCAUUAGCCUUUACCGCGCCCAGGACAGCACCCAGCUCAGCGAACUGCGCCUGGAUGGCAAUGUGGUCAUCUGGCUGCCCUCCCAGCCCGUCAAGCAGGGAGACAUAGUCACCGCAUCUGUCACCAUCGCCAAUAACUCUACUGUGGACCAUUUCAUCCUAAGAGCCAAGGUGAAGAAGGGGGUGAACAUCCUGACCGUGCAGACCAGCGAGCCUCGGCAGUGGGAUGUGAGGCAAGAGGUGGGCAAUGGAGGGAAGCACACCACCACCUCGGUGGCCUGCCAGCGCCUGGGCCCUGGGGCACGAAAUAGGAGCAGCAAUUUAUUCAGCGAGGUCAUGCAGAUGAAUUUUGAAAUCGCCAGCUUCAGCAGCCUCUCGGGGACACAGCCUAUCACAUGGCAGGUGGAGUACCCGAGGAAGGGGGCCACGGACAUUGCUGUGUCGGAGAUCUUCAUCAGCCAGAAGGACCUAGUUGCCAUCGUCCCCCUUGCUAUGGACACUGAACUCCUGAACACAGCCAUCCUCACAGGGAAGACGGUGGCCAUGCCUGUCAGGGUGGUGUCGGUGGAAGAGAAUAGCACCCUGAGGGACAUCUCGGAGUUGGUGGAGUGCAAGGCCACAGACGAGAAUGUCAUCAAGGUCUCGGACCACUGUGACUAUGUCUUUGUCAAUGGUAAAGAGAUCAAGGGCAAGAUGGACUCUGUGGUGAACUUCACCUACCAGCACCUGAGCGCACCGCUGCAUGUCACUGUGUGGGUGCCACGGCUUCCCCUGCAGAUCGAGGUCUCUGACACAGAACUCAGCCAGGUUAAGGGCUGGAGAGUCCCCAUCGUGGCCAGCAAGAGGCCCACUCGGGACAGUGAGGAGGAAGAAGAGGAAGAACAGAAAGGCCGGGGUUGUACCCUGCAGUUCCAGCAUGCCACAGUGCGCGUCCUCACCCAAUUUGUAUCAGAGGGUGCUGGGCCCUGGGGCCAGCUGAGCCACCUUCUCAGUCCAGACUGGCAGUUUGACAUCACCCACCUGGUGGCUGACUUUAUGAAGCUGGAGUCCCCACACAUAGCCACCCUGCAGGACAGCAGGGUCUUGGUUGGGCGGGAAGUCGGAAUGACCACCAUCCAGGUGUUGUCUCCCCUGUCCGACUCCAUCUUGGCCGAGAAGACAGUAACUGUGCUGGAUGACAAAGUAUCUGUGACAGACUUAGCUGUCCAGGUGGUGGCUGGGCUGUCUGUCACCCUACACCCCAUCUCAGAGAACAACAAGGCCACCUCAGCUGUGGCCAUGGCAGAAGAGCUGCUACGUGCCCCAAAAAAGGAAGCUAUAAUCAGCACAUGGCUCCAGUUCAGUGAUGGCUCAGUGACACCCCUGGAUAUCUACGACUCCAAGGACUUCUCCUUGACUGCCAUCUCUUUGGACGAGGCUGUCGUGUCCAUCCCCCAACCCCUCUCGCCUUGGUGGCCCACCGUGGUAGCUGAAGGAGAAGGCCAGGGCCCACUGCUCCGGGUCGAUAUGUCCAUUGCCGAAGCCUGUCAGAAAUCCAAGCGCAAGAGUGUGCUGGCUGUUGGCAUUGGCCACGUGGGGGUCAAGUUUGGAUGGGAUGACGCUGACUCCAGCCAGACUGGAGAAAAGGAUGAGGAGGAGAUCAAGAACCAUGCCAGUGACCGUCGGCAGAAGAUUCAGGACCUGGAACGCCCAGGCCAGGAUGAACUAUACCAUGGCAACUUUCCUGGGGAUCGUGAAGAAGGAGCGCUGAGUGCUACCACCACUACCAAGUCCCUGCUGGAUAACAACGUGGGGAAGAGUGGCAGGCGGGACGGGGCUAGGCUACACAGCAUACCCAUUGACUUCACCAAUUUCCCGGCCCAUGUGGACCUCCCCAAGGCCAAGACCAGGGGCACACUGGAGGAGAAUGGUCUCAUGCAGACAGCCCAUGGCCUGAGUGACCUAGAGAUUGGGAUGUAUGCCCUCCUAGGUGUCUUCUGCCUGGCCAUCCUUGUCUUUCUCAUUAACUGCGCCACCUUUGCCUUCAAGUACAGGCACAAACAGGUGCCUCUGGAAGGCCAGGCAUCCAUGACCCACUCUCAUGACUGGGUCUGGCUGGGCAAUGAGGCGGAGCUCUUGGAGAACAUUGGGGACCUGUCCCCACCCCAGGAUGAGCACACGACCAUCAUAGACCGAGGGCUGGGGGGCUGUGAGGAGAACAACCACUUACUUCUCAACGGUGGCUCCCAAAAGCCCACGCAGAGCCAGGUUCACAGGCCGCCAGGCUCCGGGGGACGGCAGACCAGGGAGCCCAGGCAGGAGCCUGCAAACUCACCCACCUCCAAGAUGAAGAAGGUCAAGUUUGCCACAUUCACCAUCCCACCUGAGGAAAGCUGCCCCACGGUGAACUCCAUCCUCAGUGGGGAAGAUGAUAUCAAGUGGGUUUGUCAAGACCUGGACGUGGGCGCACCCAAGGAACUCAGAACCUACCUGGAGAAAUUCCAAGACAGUGUGUAGCGCUCUGGCCUCCUCGCCAACUUGGGACAGUAGCCUCCUUCCCGACCUCCCUCAGCAGAGUAGCUGAACGGAAGGAGCUCUCAGUGGACUGAGUGAGGAAAUCUGGGGCCCACAGAAUACCAGGUAGCAGGUUAGAAGCUGGGAAGGGAUGUUUUUAUACUAAAGCAGUUUUUUUUGUUUUUUGUUUUUUGUUUUUUGUUUUUUUUAGCAGCAAAGGAUGGUAGGUUUCCAGAAGUUUGAGUCUCUGACUCAGCAGCGAGGCAGAGUGGAUCCGAAAGAGAACUGCUCAGACAUGAGAGAGUUAUUUUAUGAAUCAAACGACACUGCAGACAAGCUACCAAAAAUAUUUGUUAAAAAAAAUAUAUAAAAAGACGAAUAAAAAAAACACACAAAUGACUGUCGGUUUAUAUUUCUAAUAAAGGAACAAAAUGUAAAAAUAGGGCUUGCUAAAAGAAGGCCUACAUUUUAAUUCAGUCUUUAUGCUUCUGAGGACAGUCCAGGUCUGUUAGCCUUCUGCCCAAGGAGAGGCACAUCUGAACAAUGGUCACCUCUUAGGAAGAAUGAGAAUUUUACAUUGGAUUCCAUUAUCUCUGUUUGCUUCCAUGUUUCUUUCUAAGGUCCUAAGCCUCCAUUUGAUUCAAUGUCAUGUUUAUUUCUGAGGACCAAGUGGUACAUUUUCCUAAAUGAAAUGUAAAUUAUAUUUCUAUUCAUUAGAUAGCUUUUUCCCCCUCUUUUUAAGAAGAUCAUCAACGAAUCCAGUCUUUACGUUGUAACAUUAACCUGUCUUUAUAUUAUACAUCUCUUGCUUUGUUAAUAUUUUCUGGCUUGUUUGUAAUUCUUUUUGUUUUUUUGUUUUGUUUUGUUUUAACAAUAUAGCAAGUGUGCAGUUCCCCACAUGGGGAGAGUGCACCCCACAAUCUGUCAUCAGCCGGGUCAGGCCAAUGAGUGGAAUAAUGUUCACAGCUAUCUGAAUAGGGUAUGGCCAAGAGAACAGAGUGCAGCCUGUGACACCUGGCCACUCCCUAUGGAGACAGAGACUCAGUGGGUGUCUCCGGCAGUUUGGGCAUAGGGAUGCCUCUAUGUGAAGAGCUGUGAGUGAAAUCCAUAAACUCGAGGUGUGCAGAGUCAGGCAGAUGGGCCAUGUCUACCACAAGAUACAGCCGACCCUGUACUGAACAAACAGAAAAGACAUGUGGGGGAGGGGCAGGCUGGAGUUAUCUGAUUUUAUUACUGGGCAAGGCGAACCAGCAUGAACUCAAAAUGAUUUUUUUAAAAAAAAGAAAUCUAUGUUAGAUUGUCAAUCAAACUGCGGCUUUGAAGAGUAUGGCUGUGUUAACAGCACAAUGCAGUAUCAUAUCCACUCAAAACAGAGUGUUUACGCAAAAAGCAGGAGGGAUCAAAUGAACUAGGAUGUCCGGAGCCUGGCGCUCUCCAUCCAUCAGCUGAGGGAGAGGAUGUUGGGCACUGUGACCCUCAGCAGAGCAGCAUUCACAGAGAGACCAGGGGACGGCCAUUGUUUGGGUUUUUUUGUUUUUUUUCUAUUACUAAAAUCAGUAGCUGAGAAAAGGUCUCAGAAGCCUAGUGGCCUUGGUUGGACCUUUGACACAUAUAUUUGUAGCAUUUACAAUAGAUUAAAAAAAAAAAAGCUAUUUAUUUAUACCUGUGGUGGCAGUUGUCAUUAAAACGCUUGCCAUGCUUCC
Messenger RNA from Mus musculus (house mouse), 5113 nucleotides. It is a transcript of the gene Tmem132c, whose product is annotated as transmembrane protein 132C. The record is from RefSeq and is marked validated. Gene Ontology annotation, cellular component: membrane. The transcript is spliced from 9 exons. The coding region runs from base 90 to 3413 and encodes 1107 amino acids. NCBI's taxonomy places the organism in Eukaryota, Metazoa, Chordata, Mammalia, Rodentia, Muridae.